CACAGACUCUGUUUGUUAAACAGCUUUCAGACCAAGAUGGAUCCACAUGUGUCGAAGCGUGAACUCUAUGUUGUCAGUGUGUUGCUGUUCACAAUGUACCAGAGUCAGAUUGCUGCUCUCAGCUUCAGGGCAAAUAUUUCUUCUUGUCUGGAGGACAAAGACUACGAAACGCUGCUGGAGACAGCAAAGACCGGCCUCCCCCCCACACACACACCGCACCAUGUGGUGGUUGUUGGUGCUGGCAUGGCUGGACUGACGGCUGCAAAGCUGCUGCAGGACGCAGGACACAAGGUGACCAUAUUAGAAGCUAGUGAUCGUGUGGGAGGACGAGUGGAGACCCACAGGAAUGAAAAUGACGGCUGGUACAUUGAAUUUGGAGCAAUGAGGAUCCCAACUACUCAUGAAAUCAUCCGCUGGUACGUGGAAUCACUCGGACUCGAGCUAAAUGAAUUCUUCAUGACUCACCCCAAAACCUUCUACCUGGUCAAUGGGAUAAAGAAACGGACGUUUGAAAUGAAUGCAGACCCUGACAACAUGGGGUAUAACCUGGAGGGUCACGAGAAAGGGAUGUCGGCCGACGAGCUGCUACAACAAUCUUUGGAGAAGGUGAAUGAGUAUAUUGCGAAACAUGGCUGUUCUGAAGCUCUUAAGAAGUACGACCACUACACUGUGAAGGACUAUCUGAAAACGGAAGGUAAUUUGAGCGCAGAAGCCGUGAGGAUGAUCGGAGACAUGCUCAACACAGACGCCAUCAUGGCCCUUGCUCUGAGUGAGAUGAUGUUCCUCAGCAACGACGUCAACGACGAAACCACGUACCAUGAAAUAACAGGUGGGUUCGAUCUUCUCCCCAACGCUUUACACAAAACACUGAAGGCCCCUGCUCUCCUGAACUCCAAGGUGAAGCGUAUCAGUCGGUCAGAUAAAGGUGUCGUCAUAUCGUACAAGAAAGACAAACAAUCCUUUCUCACCGACCUUAAGGCUGACACAGUCCUGGUAACCACCACAACCAAAGCAGCCCUGUUCAUUGAAUUUGAUCCACCUCUCCCCGUUGACAAGAUGGAGGCCCUGAGGGCGGUCCACUAUGCAAGCUCCACAAAAAUCAUCCUCACCUUCAGUGAGAAGUUCUGGGAGAGGGACGGUAUCAAAGGAGGGAAGAGCAUCACAGACCGGCCCUCUCGUUUUAUCUACUAUCCCAGCCACGGUUUCCAAAACAAGGACAUCGGCGUCCUCCUGGCCUCCUACACCUGGGCUGAAGAUUCCCUUCUCUUCCUUGGAGCGACUGACGAAGACCUGAAAGAGCUGGUUCUGAAAGAUUUAGCUGCGAUCCACGGCAAGUACGUCCGACAUCUCUGCACAGGGGUGGUGGUGAAGAAGUGGAGCUUGGAUCCCUACAGCCUGGGCGCCUUCGCUUCCUUCACACCCUACCAACACCUGGAGCACGCUAAGGAGCUCUUUAAAAGUGAAGGCAGGCUGCACUUUGCUGGUGAACACACCGGCUUCCCUCACGCCUGGAUCGACACAGCUAUGAAAACUGGAAUCAGAGCUGCGAUCAAUAUCAACAAGGAGCUGAACGAUGUCUCCACCUAAACAAGAGACGAUCUCUGAGCCAAUACAUCUGAAUAAAUCACUAUCAUUGUACUCCAUGGUUUUAGGGAAAUCUUUAUAAUUUUUAAUCACUUAAUUUUUACAUUUAUUCAUUUGAAUGCAGAUGUUUGUCAUUUGAGCUUGAGAUUAGUGCCUUGUUCUGUUUUCUAUGCUUUUCAUUAAUUCUGGACACAAUUGAUGGUUGUCUACGGUUCUAUUUUGGUACACGGGGCAACACACAUUCUAAAAAUAUUCUACCUAUUCAAAUUGUAUCUUUCAAUUUCUAUAAACACAAAUAAAAUGCAAAGAAAAUGAUGUAUUUAAUCUGAUUGAUAGGAGUGUGUCAUUAAAGUCCAUAAUUGAAUCCGAA
Molecule: messenger RNA, 1954 nt
Organism: Platichthys flesus (European flounder)
Lineage: Eukaryota; Metazoa; Chordata; Actinopteri; Pleuronectiformes; Pleuronectidae
Product: L-amino-acid oxidase-like
Exons: 8
Coding region: 37-1587 (516 amino acids)
Biological process (GO): amino acid catabolic process
Molecular function (GO): polyamine oxidase activity; L-amino-acid oxidase activity
Source: RefSeq, a predicted model, not a curated record